AUGGAGGAUACUACUAAACUGAACGUUUCUAAAUUAGGAACAAAACAAUAUUGGGAUGAUUUUUAUUCUUUAGAAAGACAAAACUUUAAGGAAAAUUCGGAAGAUACUGGUGAAUGUUGGUUCAAUGAUAAUGAUGCGGAACAAAAGAUGAUAGAUUUCCUGGACGAAAAUAUUGGGUCCUAUAGGAUUGCUGCUGAUGCAUCCAUGCUGGAUCUAGGGACAGGUAAUGGGCAUUUAUUGUUUGAGCUUUAUGAAAAUGAUUUUCAUGGGCAAAUGUUAGGCGUUGAUUAUUCGGAACAGAGUGUACAAUUUGCUAAUGAAAUUGCCAAAAGUAAAAGUCUUGAUGAAAAAAUACGUUUCAAGCAAGCUGAUAUAUUUCAAUCUGAGUGGAAUCCUGGGAAAUUCGAUGUCGUAUUAGAUAAAGGGACUUUGGAUGCUAUUGCCCUAAGUGGAAUUAAAUUCGAUGAUGGGAAGACUGUGGUUGAUAUUUAUGGAAAGAUAAUUGAAAGAAUAUUGGAAAAAGAUAGUGUUUUUCUCAUUACAUCUUGUAACUUUACCGAAGAAGAAUUGAUUAAAAUAAUUGAAACUGAUAAAUUAAAAUGUUGGGAGACCAUAAAAUAUCCUGUUUUUGAAUUUGGUGGAGUCAAGGGAAGUACAAUCAGCAGUGUUGCAUUUGUCAAAACUCAGUAA
Naumovozyma castellii is the source of this 690-nucleotide messenger RNA. It is a transcript of the gene EFM4, whose product is annotated as Efm4p. The coding region runs from base 1 to 690 and encodes 229 amino acids. The transcript has a single exon. NCBI's taxonomy places the organism in Eukaryota, Fungi, Ascomycota, Saccharomycetes, Saccharomycetales, Saccharomycetaceae. The record is from RefSeq and is a predicted model, not a curated record.